AUCAACUCUUACCAGCGAUCUUUUAGCAUACUAUGGAAUUAAAUUCAGUAAAGUGUACAUUCAUUAGCGUGAUUUAACUAAUGAGGGACAAAGAUAUGUGAUUGCUUCUAAUUUGUGAAGUUUGGGAAUAUCCUUGCUUUGAAUAUUUAGCCUGUUAGAUUUACAUUAAGAUGAAUAAACUGAACUAUUUGCUGACAUUAGUUUACUAAAGGUUUAGAAGCAGAAAGCAUGAGGACGGACUUGCUGUCUGGGCACAGAGGGUACGCCUCUCUUAUAUCGAGGAUGUGGCUGAGGCCUUCUAAGCCAAAUCACAGACGCUACCACCAAUUCUAGCAGGAAGCCCCAGAACUGACUUCCCCACUUCUAGAUUGGCAACUCUGUUUCAUUUGGUUCCUCAAAGCCAAAAAUGACCAGUUAGCCAUCUCAUAAAAAUCCAGCAGCAGGGAGAACUUGUAAAGAUAAAGAAUGCAUUCAAGUCUCUUUAUGACAUCCACAAAGGCCGUUGCAGUAGAUGAGCUCAUGACUGAGACACACACCGGAGAGACUGGAUCAGUGUGGAAUAAUGGAUAUGUCUGUUCUGGUGAAGCGGCUGUGGCGAGAUAUCUCUGCUUGUUACACAAAGGAGGGUGUGCAGCUGAAUGAGGCAGGGAAGGGGGUGGAGUGGAGCCUGCCCUCAAGGGAACUGGGCUAUUUCCUCUCUAGUACACUACGCUCGUGAGUGUAUCUCUAUGCACGUUGGCCAAGCUGGGGCCCAGAUGGGAAAUGCAUGCUGGGAGCUUUACUGCCUGGAACACGGGAUCCAGCCAGAUGGGCAGAUGCCGAGUGACAAGUCUAUCGGAGGAGGAGACGAUUCCUUCAACACUUUCUUUAGCGAGACAGGCGCAGGAAAACAUGUCCCACGUGCCAUUUUUGUAGAUCUAGAACCAACUGUGAUUGACGAGGUACGUACAGGUACAUACCGUCAGCUCUUCCACCCUGAACAACUCAUCACAGGCAAAGAAGAUGCUGCCAAUAACUACGCCCGAGGACACUACACCAUCGGAAAGGAGAUCAUCGACUUGGUGUUGGACAGGACCCGUAAACUGGCUGACCAAUGCACUGGUCUUCAGGGAUUUCUCAUUUUCCACAGCUUUGGUGGAGGUACUGGUUCUGGCUUCACCUCCCUGUUGAUGGAGCGCCUCUCUGUCGACUAUGGCAAGAAGUCCAAGCUGGAGUUUGCCAUCUACCCAGCUCCCCAAGUGUCCACAGCAGUGGUAGAGCCCUACAACUCCAUCCUGACCACCCACACCACCUUGGAGCACUCAGACUGUGCCUUCAUGGUGGACAACGAAGCCAUCUAUGAUAUCUGUCGCAAGAAUCUGGACAUUGAGCGUCCCACUUAUACCAAUCUUAACAGGCUAAUUGGCCAAAUAGUGUCCUCCAUCACUGCUUCUCUGAGAUUUGAUGGGGCUCUGAAUGUGGAUCUGACAGAGUUCCAGACCAACUUGGUGCCCUACCCCCGCAUUCACUUCCCUCUGGCCACAUAUGCUCCUGUGAUCUCUGCUGAGAAGGCCUACCAUGAACAGCUGUCUGUUGCAGACAUCACCAAUGCCUGCUUUGAGCCCUCCAAUCAGAUGGUGAAGUGUGACCCUCGUCAUGGUAAAUACAUGGCCUGCUGUCUCCUCUACCGUGGAGAUGUUGUACCUAAAGAUGUCAAUUCUGCCAUUGCCUCAAUCAAGACCAAACGAACCAUCCAGUUUGUGGACUGGUGUCCCACUGGUUUUAAGGUUGGCAUCAACUACCAGCCUCCCACUGUGGUUCCUGGAGGAGACCUGGCUAAGGUUCAGAGGGCCGUGUGCAUGCUGAGCAACACCACGGCCAUCGCUGAGGCCUGGGCUCGCCUGGACCACAAGUUUGACCUGAUGUACGCCAAGAGAGCCUUUGUGCACUGGUAUGUGGGAGAGGGCAUGGAGGAGGGAGAGUUCUCAGAGGCCAGAGAGGACAUGGCAGCCCUGGAGAAGGACUAUGAAGAGGUGGGCACUGACAGCGUGGGAGAAGAUGAAGAAGGAGAAGAAUACUGAAGAAAAAUAAAAUGCCCUCAUUGGAGAGGUUAAUUGUUUUAUAUGAAACAACAUUCCAUAUCCCUAUGGCAAAUGGUCUGAUAUGUUUCUAUAACUGAUUUUGAAA
Electrophorus electricus (electric eel) is the source of this 2166-nucleotide messenger RNA. Its product is annotated as tubulin alpha chain-like. The record is from RefSeq and is a predicted model, not a curated record. Gene Ontology annotation, biological process: microtubule-based process. Gene Ontology annotation, cellular component: microtubule. NCBI's taxonomy places the organism in Eukaryota, Metazoa, Chordata, Actinopteri, Gymnotiformes, Gymnotidae. Gene Ontology annotation, molecular function: structural constituent of cytoskeleton; GTP binding.